UCCACGUGCGAUAAGUACAUCUUCAUGAUGAUGAAACUUGAUAGCAUGUCCAAGUUGCUGAAAUGUGCUGGGAAAAAUGACAUCAUCACUAUCAAAGCUGAUGGUGGCAGCGACACCGUCACCUUCAUGUUCGAGAGUUCCACACAAGACAAGAUAGCAGACUUUGAGCUGAAGCUGAUGGGUAUUGUCAGUGUGCAUAUAGGUAUACCAGUUCCUGAGUACCACUCAAUUGUGAGAAUGCCCUCUGGUGAAUUUUCCAGGAUAUGCAAAGAUCUAGGUAGUUUCGGUGACACAGUUGUAAUCUCUGUGAUGACAAAAGAAAGGGUGAGGUUUUCAACAGAAAGUGAUAUCGGGACAGCGAACAUUGUACUGAGGCAGAACACAAAUGUGGACAAACCUGAAGAUGCUAUUGUGAUAGAGAUGAACGAGCCUGUUUCGCUUUCAUUUGCAUUGAGGUACAUGAAUCUCUUCACAAAGGCAACUCCAUUGUCAGAAACUGUGACAAUCAGAUUGUCCUCGGAGCUACCAAUCGUGGUGGAGUACAAGGUGGCUGCGAUGGGUUACAUUCGAUACUAUUUGGCGUGUAAGAUUGAAGAAAAAGAAGACACAAAGCCCUAAAACACCUUUGUUUGUGGCUUCUGCAACCUCACGAACUAGUGUUGAUUGAUGUUUCUGGGUGCUUUUACAAUUUGGAAAAAACCUGUUUAACACUCUUUAGUUCUGUUUGUUCUGAAAUUUGGCCAAAAAAACAAAAAAUUUGAACUUUCAAGACACAGAAUUUGUCUGCGUGAGAAA
This is a messenger RNA of Arabidopsis lyrata subsp. lyrata, 795 nucleotides long. RefSeq names its product proliferating cell nuclear antigen 2-like. The record is from RefSeq and is a predicted model, not a curated record. Gene Ontology annotation, biological process: regulation of DNA replication; mismatch repair; leading strand elongation. Gene Ontology annotation, molecular function: DNA binding; DNA polymerase processivity factor activity. The coding region runs from base 25 to 618 and encodes 197 amino acids. The transcript has 4 exons. Gene Ontology annotation, cellular component: PCNA complex. Lineage: Eukaryota; Viridiplantae; Streptophyta; Magnoliopsida; Brassicales; Brassicaceae.